CAAUCUUUGUAACAAGAAAGGGUAAAAUGGUCAAUAUUCACAUCAAAAUGUGGGUCUCUAUAUAUACGUAAAUAAAACAUUAGUAUUGAGAAUUGCAACAAAACAAAAAAACUGAAUUAAAAAUAAAUAUAACUGAGAAAGAAAAUAGAGAAAACAAAUUUAAACAAAAGAGAGGAAGAGAUCGUGAGGCAGAGGAGACACAAGGAGAAUUUUAGGGUUUGGGGAGACUCCGAAGAAAUUGGCGUAACCUAAUUCUCAUUUCAUCUCUUCAUUCUCACACACUUCUGUCUUUUGAACGCUUAGCUCCUCGUAAUGGUGGCUACUUCCGCUACGUCGUCGUUUUUUCCUGUUCCAUCUUCCUCUCUUGAGACUAAUGGAAAGGGAAACAAGGUUGCGUCUACUAAUUUUGGUGGACUUAAUUCAACACCAAACUCUGGAAGGAUGAAGGUUAAGCCAAACGCUCAGGCUCCACCUAAGAUCAACGGGAAGAAAGUUAACUUGCCUAGUUCUGUAGAGGUCUUAAAGGCUGAUAACGAGAAACCCGCACCGAGGACGUUCAUUAACCAGCUACCUGAUUGGAGCAUGCUUCUUGCUGCUAUAACAACGAUUUUCUUAGCAGCGGAGAAACAGUGGAUGAUGCUUGAUUGGAAACCCAGGCGCUCGGAUAUGAUUAUGGAUCCUUUCGGUUUAGGGAGAAUUGUUCAGGAUGGUCUUGUGUUCCGUCAGAAUUUCUCCAUUAGGUCUUAUGAGAUAGGUGCUGAUCGCUCUGCAUCUAUAGAAACUGUCAUGAAUCAUUUACAGGAAACGGCCCUUAAUCAUGUCAAGUCUGCUGGACUGAUGGAAAAUGGGUUUGGUUCCACCCCUGAGAUGUUUAAGAAGAACUUGAUAUGGGUCGUUGCUCGUAUGCAGGUUGUGGUUGAUAAAUAUCCUACUUGGGGAGAUGUUGUCGAAGUGGAUACAUGGGUUAGUCAGUCUGGAAAGAAUGGCAUGCGUCGUGAUUGGCUAGUUCGGGAUUGCAAUACUGGAGAAAUUGUAACGCGAGCAUCAAGUUUGUGGGUGAUGAUGAAUAAACUGACAAGGAGAUUAUCAAAGAUUCCUGAAGAGGUUCGAGGGGAAAUAGAGCCUUACUUUGUAAACUCUGAUCCUGUCAUUGCCGAAGACAGCAGAAAGUUAACCAAACUGGAUGACAAGACUGCUGACUAUGUUCGUUCUGGUCUCACUCCGAGGUGGAGUGACUUGGAUGUUAACCAGCAUGUUAACAAUGUAAAGUACAUUGGGUGGAUACUGGAGAGUGCUCCAGCAGGGAUGCUGGAGAGUCAGAAGCUGAAAAGCAUGACUCUGGAGUAUCGUAGGGAGUGUGGGAAAGACAGUGUGCUUCAGUCUCUAACCGCAGUUUCGGGAUGUGAUGUUGGUAAUCUCGGGACAGCAGGUGGAGUGGAGUGUCAGCAUUUGCUACGUCUCCAGGAUGGAGCUGAAGUGGUGAGAGGAAGAACAGAGUGGAGUUCCAAGACAGAAGCAACAACUUGGGAUGCUACUACAUCGUAAACAAAUGGGGUCCUUUGGUUCCUUUGUAAACUGUACCUCCUGCUGCUGCCACCUGCUUGCAACCACCUCCUUUGUAUAUUUCUUUUCUUGUUUUUACUUCAGUGGAGAUAUAUUAUUAUUUAUUUAAUCUUUCUAUUUUUUUUUUCUUAUGGGAAUGGGUGUCGUCUCUCAAUACGAUUAUGUGAUAUAUUAUUAUUUGUAAACCCAUGUGCCAGCGCCAGACAAGGCAAUAACUUUCUUAUCCCAAAAUUUAUUCUACUUUCUUUGUAGCUG
Molecule: messenger RNA, 1818 nt
Organism: Eruca vesicaria subsp. sativa (arugula)
Lineage: Eukaryota; Viridiplantae; Streptophyta; Magnoliopsida; Brassicales; Brassicaceae
Source: the annotation of a GenBank genome assembly